Messenger RNA from Vanessa atalanta (red admiral), 4698 nucleotides. RefSeq names its product heparanase-like (gene Hepa). The transcript has a single exon. The record is from RefSeq and is a predicted model, not a curated record. Gene Ontology annotation, cellular component: membrane; extracellular matrix. Lineage: Eukaryota; Metazoa; Arthropoda; Insecta; Lepidoptera; Nymphalidae. Gene Ontology annotation, molecular function: hydrolase activity, acting on glycosyl bonds. The coding region runs from base 227 to 1771 and encodes 514 amino acids.
UGUCAGUCUUGACUGACUUUCACCAGUAAGCAAAACCUAACGUUAUUUUGUCUGUUUCUAAGUUGUGUUCAGUUUCAUAUUUUAAACCAACGUAUAUGGUAGUGUCACCGCUGGUUUCUUAGGUACUCACUAUCAACAAAUUAAAUAUAAGUUUUAAUAUUUUUUUAUCAAUAUAUUAUUUUUACUACUUGUGCCCUCGAAAACACAGGCUUAUGUCUAAUAUAAAAUGAUAUCUAACAAACGGUUAGUAGCAACAUGUGCCAUUAUUUUCUGCUGCAAUAUAGCCCUACUAGGGUUGUUUGUAAAAUAUAACAUCGGAGAAAAAUGUUACAUUACAAUCGACGAGCAUCAAAAAUUCCACCCUAUUAUUCCCGAUGACUUUUUAAGUUUUGGUAUUGAUACGUCUGAAAUAGAGAACUACGAUAAAGUUAAUUUCACUAACACAAGACUCAGAGAGCUAGCUGCAGCUCUGGCUCCCGCGCGACUCCGGCUUGGUGGUACCAUGUCCGACCGUUUAAUAUUUAGUUCUGAAGACAUUCCGUCAGCGACAUGUAACUAUUGCCCUUUGAGUGCUGCUACCGAAGCGACCUGUACUGCAGUUCAGACUCUUUGUAAGCACAAAUUUUUACCAUUUUUUAUAAUGACUGGUCAGAAGUGGACAGAAAUAAACGAAUUCUGUAUAAAAACGAAUACAAAAUUACUUUUUAGUUUAAAUUUAUUAUUACGUGAUGAUCAUGAAUGGAAGAGUCAAAACGCUAUUGAAAUUUUAGAAUACUCAAAACAUAAAAAUUUUGAUGUUGAUUGGCAGCUUGGCAAUGAACCCAAUUCAUUCCACCAUGUUUUUAACUUAUCCAUCAGCCCACAGACCUUGGCUCAUGAUUACAAAAAGCUUAGAAAGUUACUAAACCAUCAUGGUUACAAAAAGUCAUUGUUGGUAGGUCCUGAUACAACUAGACCACAAGAACACCAACCUAAUUGCCUCAAAUACAUGGUAGAGUUCCUAGGCAAUGGUUCUCAUUAUAUAAAUGUUAGAUCCUGGCAUCAGUAUUACUUAAAUAGCAGAACUGCCACUUUGGAAGACUUUUGGAAUCCAGACACUUUGGAACUACUGAGUGAACAAAUUAAAAUUAUGCAAAAUCACACUAAGAAAUAUCACAACAUACCAAUGUGGCUAACUGAAACGAGUAGUUCCUACGGGGGCGGAGCGCCUGGGCUAUCCAAUUCUUAUGCAGGUACCCCUCUCUGGGUAGACAAGUUGGGUUUGUCGGCAAAGUAUAAUAUAACAACUGUGAUUAGGCAAAGUUUGAUUGGCGGCAAUUAUAGUCUGAUUGAUGAUAAGCUAGAACCAUUACCAGAUUGGUGGGUAAGUGUCUUGUACAAAAGACUUGUUGGAAACAAAGUUCUGAAAGUAAGCUGUAAAUGUUCCCGCUACCAAAGGAUAUAUGCCCAUUGCACAAAUAGAAAAUACACAAAUGAUACAACAGCUGUAACCAUUUAUGCCAUCAAUUUACAAAUGGAAAAAGCAAAAUUCCUCCUUAAUGGAACUGCCUUUCACGGUGAUGACUUGAACAUUGACGAGUAUAUUAUAAGUGCUCCUUCCAAUAACAGAAGAACAAAAACAAUUCUAUUGAAUGGCUGGCCUCUUUAUUAUGAAUCAUCUGUUCCAGAAAUGCAACCUAAUCAUAUAAAAUAUGGUAAUCACGUGUCUAUGCCACCAUAUUCCAUAGGAUUUUGGGUAAUUAAAAACACUUCUUUAAAGAACUGCAAGUAAUCUGUAAGUAUCAUCCAAGUGAUUUGUAUAGUCAGAUUUCAGAAAAUUAGAAUACAUUUAUUUUUAUUAAGACAUUCCAGUGAUUUUUGGAUGCUGUAAUAGUGUGUAGUUAUGACAUACUUAAAACUCAUAUUAUUUAAGGUAUAACUGUAAUACCACUGCUGGAGCUCAGUUCUAUUGUCAUUUUGCUCGAAUAUAAUAAAUGCUACAACUUCAGGGUCUGCUAACUUGCAACUGUAAUCACUUUUGAUCUCAUAUACAUUUACUUUUCUACUUUUUAUAUAAUAAUAUAAUUAUUAUCCAGUUAUAUCCUUACUGUGUAAUGACUACCUUUCUUAAGCUUAUUACUUCACAAUUUCAAAAACGUAGGUAUAAAUAAGAAUUAUUAAGUGUUAGCAUUAUGAAAUGUUGUGAAGGGUUAGUAAGGUAAAGUAUGAUCUUGAUGGCUGGAUCAUGCUAGACACAUUAAACAUAUGAUUGUAUGUACUGAUUGCAUAAUCUGCCCCAACUGACGUCACCUAGACACAAAUGUGUGCUGACAUUAAAAUUUAUUGUUGCUCUUAAUAAAACUUGACAAUUGGCUGCCUUGUCCAGUGGUCAAGGAAAGUUCUUUGAGUGACAUUGAAUUGCAUCUGGAACUUUGGUCUUUGUUAUCACUGUUCAUUAUUAGAUUGUCUAGACUUGAUGUGAAUACUAUAUUUAGUUCUGAUUAUUAUUUAUAUAUAUAUAUAUACAUAGAUUAUUAUACUGACUGUUGAUUGAUGUACUGAUUUUGUGCUUAGAUUGAUUUUUUAAAAUAUUAUAAAAUAAAAAUUUUUCCUGAAUAUGUCAAAAACUUACAAAGAUACAAUAAUUAUACUUACAUUGCAGACAUAUUUUUGAACCAAGUACACAACUGUUCUUAUUUACAUGUAUGUCUACUAUUUUUCGACUUACAUUUGUCAAUGUUUUAUUCAUCAAUGUGGAUGUUUAAAACACAUGUUAGGAAUGAAUCUUUCAGAAUAUGUUGUAAGACUAAUUGUUUCAGCAGAAUGAACAGAAUUAACGUCUUAGAAAAAGUUACUAUACAUACAAAACGAGUACUUUGUGAUUCCUCAAUUAUAGAAACUGUCUUCAAACAUGUUCUUCCAUGAUUGUACACCUCGCAGAUUAUACCAGCCUUUUUGUUAUUUAUUAAAAGUAUAAAUAUAUAUUAUAUAUCUACCGUUUUGUACAGUAAUACCCAGACUUGCGUAACACGGAGGUACGGCGAAAUAGAGUAUGUAUUUAUAAAGUAAUUUUUAAAGAUAGUUAGAAGAAGUAAUGACGCAAGUUCCUAUGUAAAUGGGUGCUUAUUACACGUUUGAAGUGGAUGGCUCUUGAUGAUUUCAUGAGUUAAGGUAGCUCGAGAAAUGACGCAAGUCGAGGGAUUACUGCACAUGAAUUUGUGCUAUGCUAAUAUACAAAUAAUAUUUCGUGCACUGUUGCUGUUGUGAUUUGAGGUGCCUAAAUGUAAGACUGAUUAGAAUUACAAUAUUAUUAUUUUUAGUUCUAUAAUGUGCCUAAGACGAGGUUCAAAAUAACCAACUGAUUGUUCGUUGAUAUUUUAUAAUCGAGUAUAUCUUCCAAAAGUUAAUUACUAGAGUUUACCUAAGUACGGGAGUCAAGACGGACGGACGGACUACUUUACAAAACAAGUGAGUCUAGUUGUUCAUUUGAGUGAAAAUGAAUGAACAGUAAAGUGGAUCUGUGCUAUCUCGAUAUGAAAACACUUAGUGAAAUUUAUUUAUGUCUCAAGGCCGAUAUAUCUUUUAGCGAAUUCAUUAAUUAUGUGUAUGGCUUAGAUAUAAUUUAACGACUUACAAUAAUAUACGAUCCCAGAGAUUGUAUGUAUUCAUGAAGAUCUGUUCUGAAUAUCGCUUGUAUUUGUAAUAUUCUAUUUAUUAUCUUAAAAACUUAUUUAAAAUGUGUCAUUAUUAAUUUCUCAAUGCAUUUUUUCCUUAAAGUUAAACCGUUGUAUUUUGUAUUGUAUAGCUACAAUGUUUAAUUUUAAUCUUUAUGUUUCAUAAAAAAUCGUAAUCACAGAUGAUCCCAACGACAAUGUAAAGACAAACAUCACUAAAUAAUACGCAAAGGUGACUUGACGCUCGAUAAAGAACAAAUAGCCAAGUUUAUCAGUCAGCGUGUCCAUGUAGGCUGCGAUAACCCGAGACCAUACUAAUGGAAUCGACCCAUAACUAAUGGAAUUUAAACUUCUUUAUAAUAAUUAAUGCUGCAAUACGUCGCUGUCAGUGCCUUGUCUGUUUUAUGCUCUAGUUUAUAUUUUACAUACAAAAUGUGUAUAAAACGUAUAUUAUGUAUAAAAUUACAAUAAUUUAUAUCUUGUUAAAAGAGAGAUUUAGUAGCAUUUUCUACAUACUUAACUUAUAAGUGAAAAUCCAACGUGUAAUGUUUUAUUGCAUUUGGGACCUGUAUUGCUUGAUAACUAGUAAAUUAAUUAUAAUAAUUUUUUAAAUAAUAAAAGUGUUGAUGUAUUUUUACGUUACUACAUUAGUUAUAUACGUUGUACUGUUUAUGGUACUGCCACUGGCCAUAUAUGCACAGAUUACUACUACAUAUUUUUACUAAAGUAAACGUAGUUUAUUCCAAACGUACAUAUAUCUUUCUGUCAAUCAAAAGUAACAGAACAAAAAAGGACAACAUAUAUUACAUUAUAUUUUAUAAGUGUAUCGCAAUUAUUUAUACAUAACAAAGAAAGCUAGGACAUUAGGAAAAUGUGAUUUUUUUUUAAACAAUUGAACAAGUAGCUUGAGAUUUAAAGAAUAUUUGUUUACAAUCAUGGUGAGUAUUUCGUAGGGCUAACUAAUACUUUCAUUACCUAAAUCUAAAAUGCCUAAUGUCACCAGAGGCUUACUCGUGUAUAAAUUUUAUAUGUAACAGAGCUGCAU